UUUUUUUUUUUUUUUGUCCCCAUACCGUUUGCCAAAACUUGGUGCACUAACCACACCGGAUAGCCAAGCGCGGGCCAUCCAAGGCGAUGCUGUGCGUGCUGCUGUUACCGAUCGCCGCUUUCCUGCUGCGCGCGGAGGCGGCGGUCGGCAUCAUCAACAUCAACAACAACAACAACAACAACGGGGACGCGGCGGACACGGACAAGUGGAUCAGUGACAAGGACAAGUACUGGAGCAGAUUCCGUGACGAUGAUUACUUCAGGACCUGGGGCCCAAGCAAAGCACAAGACAAAGAGUCAGAGAAUAGGCCCAGGAGACAUGGGGAACCAGGGUCCAAAACACAUCCAGUGCAGGCUAAAUGGAGGACUGAUGAUGGUUUGGACAUGACUAAAGAUCCUUGUAUGAAUGUGCACUGUCCUCCUCACAAAGCCUGUGUGAGUCAUGACCACCAAACGGCCAUCUGCACCAAUCACAAACCUCCACAGCACAGCAUUAGGCCAAGGAAAGGCAGUCAUCUCCGUAAGCAAUGGAUGGGAGCAAAUAAUCAUGGGAAAUGUAAACCUUGUCCUAUUGUCCAUCCUCGUCCAGUGUGUGGCUCAGAUGGUCAUACCUACACUUCAAAGUGUAAGCUGGAGUUCCAGGCAUGUAUUUCAGGAAAGAGCAUUUUAGCGAAGUGUGAAGGACCAUGUCCCUGCCUGCCUGGACAGGAAGUCUUCAAGCCACACGCUGAAAGGAAUGGGAGACAUGAGACGUUGAGGGGAGACAUGGAGCUUUACGCUUGCACUGAUGCUGAUCUGAAGAGUUUGGCGUCUCGACUGAAGGACUGGUUCGGUGUGCUGCACAUGGACGCCAACCGAGAUCUGAAGAUUUCUGCCAGUGACAACGGUCAAGGACGUUUUGACACCAGCAUCCUCCCUAUCUGUAAAGACUCUCUUGGUUGGAUGUUCAACAAGUUGGACAUGAACUAUGACCUCUUGCUCGAUCAGUCAGAGCUCAGCGCCAUUUAUCUGGACAAGUACGAGCUGUGUAUGCGCCCACUCUUCAAUUCCUGUGAUUCCUUUAAGGAUGGGAAGCUUUCCAACAAUGAGUGGUGCUACUGCUUCCAGAAACCAGAUGGUCUGCCCUGUCAGAAUGAAAUAAAUAGGAUUCACACUCAAAGCCGACGGAAGUCUCUCAUAGGAGCAUAUGUCCCACGCUGUACGGAGGACGGCUACUUUAAGGCCACACAGUGUCACAGUAGCACAGGCCAGUGUUGGUGUGUUGAUAAAUAUGGCAAUGAGAUUGCAGGCUCCAGGAAACAAGGCAACCCAAUCUGUGAGGAGGAUCAGGAGACCUCAGGGGAUUUUGGCAGCGGAGGAGCCAUCAUUCUUCUUGAUGACCAAGAGGAGGAGGAGGAGGAGCCUCCACAGAACAGGCGGCGCAGACAGAAGGAGAAGCGAGGCAGGCUCCGCCCCCGCGGGGCCAUCGAGGAUGAUGAAGAUGAAGAGGACGACAAAGAAGACGAGAUUGGCUACAUCUGGUAGCUCCAUCCCCAUCUCCCGUCGGCCUGCCAGGGACCCCGGUUGUAAUGCACAGUUCUGAAGCCAUUCCAACCCCAUGAUCUGGAUCAGAAUCUCAAUAAAACAUCAAUAACUAUAACCUGCAUCACCUGUUUUAUUUUAUUUUCCUUCUCUUUUUUUGUCUGUAUCAUAUAUUCUGGCUGUUCGAAACAAUAUAAACCAGUAAAAACUCUCAUAGCUGCGUUAACACCUUCUGUAUCUGGAAAUAGCAACCACAUUCUCCCACUCUUUUUUCCAUGACAGGAAUCUGUACCGACUUUUCGUUGUAUCGUUUUUCGUUUAUUCCCCUCUCUCUCUUUCCAUCCACAGAGCCCCUGAAGCCAUUUGAAAGCUGCGGCUGUAAAUAUUUCUUUUUCUGUUCAGACAGAUGAGGCGCUAGAGUAUGUCUGCCUCCAUCCCAGAGUCUCUCACCUGAGCCUUCU
Molecule: messenger RNA, 1981 nt
Organism: Neoarius graeffei (lesser salmon catfish)
Lineage: Eukaryota; Metazoa; Chordata; Actinopteri; Siluriformes; Ariidae
Gene: spock1
Product: SPARC (osteonectin), cwcv and kazal like domains proteoglycan 1
Exons: 13
Coding region: 87-1523 (478 amino acids)
Molecular function (GO): protein binding; calcium ion binding
Source: RefSeq, a predicted model, not a curated record